CAUGGCAGCAGGAGCCACAGCAACGCUGACUCGCCUCGCUUCCCUUUCAGACCCAAAACAGCGCAUCUCCUGCGCUCGCGGAUCAGAUUUGGAGCUCGUUCGCUCGCGGCGUUUGAGGAUUUUUGUGACACCGAUCGUCUGGCCAGCUCGGCGCGGAGCGGGGACCGCGAGCAGCUGCGACAUCAGCCGGAUUUGGAACUGGAGCUGCUGCUGGUUCGAGUCUUCCUGGAGAUCCGCGGCGAGCACGAGUUGAGAUCACGAGCCGGCCGGACCACUGUUUCUCUGCCACUUGUUAUUUUCUCAUCCACGAUCACUGCAACAACAGAACAUAACGAAACUGGACAUUUAUUCUUUCGUUUGAGAGACAUUUGUUUGAGUUUCUUCCUCGUUGGAAUAUCCGAUGCCAGUUGCAGAAGUGUUUGCAGCGCUGCGCGAAGUUGAACUGGAGGAAGAUUGUUGCAGAAAUACUUUGGGCUUUCUGCAGUUUCAUAAAAUGAUUUAACAUUUAAAAUUCAAACCAGAAUUUCUUUUUAUAAGAAGGCACGGACAUUAAAGCUUCAAUUUUGUUAAUGCACAAGGGAAAAAGCCGAGAAGAGAUAAAAACAAAAGAUUUAAGUAGACUGUCAUCUCUUCUCACAACAUUCCACCACCUUCAUCAGUCUUUAAACCUGAAUGGACUUGAGUUCCUGAGCAGACAUGCCGCAGGUGGAAAUGCUCAUCUUCCUCAUCCUCAUAAUUGGGAUGUGCGUGUACGGCCAGGACUCGGGCUCCAAGGUGGUGUCUGACCGCUACGCUGUGUUCUGGAACAGGACCAACCCCAGAUUUUAUCGGGGAGAUUACCACAUCGACGUCUGCAUCAACGACUACCUUGACGUUUACUGUCCGCACUACAUCGGCCCAGUCUCUGAUGAACGGGCUGAGCGCUACAUCCUCUACAUGGUGAACUACGAUGGCUACAGCUCCUGCGAUCACACCGCCAAGGGCUUCAAGCGCUGGGAGUGCAACAGGCCUCUGUCACCAAACGGACCACUCAAGUUCUCGGAGAAGUUCCAGCUCUUCACUCCCUUUUCCUUAGGCUUUGAGUUUCGCCCCGGCAGAGAGUAUUAUUAUAUCUCCUCUGUCACCGAUACCAAAGGAAGGAGGAGCUGCCUUCGUCUCAAAGUCUUCGUCAGACCCCAAAACAAUUGUGUGAAAAACGGCGGGAACGUGCAGGAAGGAGUCGAUUUUGACGACAACAAUCACAACUCCCUCGAACCCGGAGAUGGUGUCAGUCACGAGUCACCAGAACCAGCGAGACGGAACGUGAACUCUGCUGGUGAGCAGCAGCUUUCAGUCCUGCUGCUAAGCUCCGCCCUCAUGCUCCUGGCGGCCAUCUUGUCGUUAUAGCCUCCAGUCUCAGAAGCUGUCCCGGGAAUGGACUGUCCUGAUUGGACCACAGGCCUCUCUACCCUGUAACACCUCCAAGGAGCACUUUUUAGAAAAAGAAGAAAAAAAUGACAAAAAAAAAAACACUGACAAUCUCUCUUGGUGAAAGCAGAGAGGAACGGACUUCAAUAGCGAAGCCUUUGUUGAUUAUUGACUUUGCAAAAUGCCAACUAGUGUGAUUCUUGAAUUUUCAGCAAGCGCUGAUAGUUGAGUCACCCCAAAGUGGACGUUUCUCUUACCUGUUUGCCUUGCGUCCAUUCACAGUAUGCAAGUAUCACACCGAGUAUUUGUGUCUUAGACAAGCACACAAACAUGAUUUCAAAAUGAUUCACACACGAUACACAAUAUACACAAUCAGCACACUCCUUAGCUUGAAUGGCAGAUAAGCACAGCCGGAUCCCUGAAAAAGUUUACACACUUCACGAUUUGUUUGUUUGGGAAUGCCACGAAUUGAAACAUGACUGGAUUUGCCUCCAAUGUGGAAGAUCCCGGACCAACACUUGACGUGAUGACGAGCAGAGAGGAAACCAAGAAAGGCGGAUGUUACUAGGAGACUAAGCUGCUAAGAGCACGGGGGUCGGAUUUGAUGACUUAGCCUUCCUCUCAGGUUAAAAAAGAUGCAUUUUUGCAGACAGUGAAGGACCGUUGUUGAGAGCAAAAUGAUUUGAAGAAGCACUCACUUGUGCACUUGUGAGUGCUUCUUCAAAUCAUUUUGCUCUGCUUUGCUCUGCUCUGCUUUUGCUUUGCUUUAGUGUUUGGAUAGAGAUGAUUCAAUGAUCGACUAAUGUGUUUGUUUGUUUUUUUGAAUUUUAAAUCGUUCACGUAAUUCAGUUGUAGCAGUCAACACGGUUGUACAGUAAAAUAUUUGAAUGGUUAGAUGAAUGCAUAGAGGUUGUUAUGGUAUUUUGCCAGGCAAAAUGUAUUUUCCUAUUUAUUGUGAAGUUUCUUGUGCUUUUUUUCUGUUCUGGUUUAGUCUGUAAGUACAGUAGAAAGGCAAUAAAAACAAAUACACUUACCUGUUACGUUAGCUCAUGUUACAUACAGUUCAACUGAUAAUAUUAAAACACACUUUGUACGUCUGUUUUGAAAUGAUUGCAGAGGUGGGUUUUUAAUUGUUUUUUAACAAAGUCCAGGAAGAAGAAGAAGAAGAAGAAAAAAAAAGUCUGGUGUGCACCAGGGUGUAGACAUAGUGUAUCUGUGUUUUGUGUUUGUCAUCAACAAAUGUCACAAAUGUGGUUUAACUGUUACCACUAUUGUUUUUGUGAAUCACUAUUUGAACAACUAUUGUAAAUAGAAGCAACAUUAUUACAUAGUUCAGGGACAUGUCCAUGCUGAACACGAGGCGGAAACUUCCUUUUUUUUUUAUUUGCAAGGAAAUUUCUUUUUUGAUUCUCUCGCAAAAGUAGCUCAGAGAUGUGUCAGUGAGACGGUGAGCGUGUUUCAAUGUUGCGGUGAUACUAUGGAGCCAAAUCAAGGCCAAAAGUUUUGCUAAUUUGAAAAUAAAAUUUGAACCUGAAAAUUCUUUUUUACAGUUAAAAUUUUUUUUUUCUGUAUCAGAUUUUUUUUUUCAGUUUCAGAACUGCCAAGUACGGUCUAAAACAGCUUUUUAAACAGAAAUGUGUCACUAGUAUCCGUUUUUCCACUGCCAAUCACGUGAAUAUAAUGUAUAAACAGUGUUGAAUCAUACUUUUACUGAUAACUUCUGCAACCUACGUUUCCUGAAGGCAACAUGACUGAGGAACGUCCCCCGCCUUCUCUGUUAUGCUGUCACUCAUGAUGCCACGCCCCUCUCAGUUGAUGCCACGCCCCCUACGCCACAUCGGGUCUGAAACUGAAAAAAAAGAUCUGAAACUGAAAAAAGAUUUGAAACUGAAAAAAAAGAAGCGAAACUGAUAAAAAAAAAAGAUGUGAAACUGAAAAAAAAAGUUCUGAAACUGAAAAAAAGAUCUGAUACCGAAAAAAAAAAAAUUUAAACUGUAAAAAAAGAAUUUCAAGGUUCAAAUUUUAUUUUCAAAUUAGCAAAACUUUUGGCCUUGAUUUGGCUCCAUACGAUACACACCUGUCAGACAUGCUCAUUAAUACAGUGCUGACGAGUAUUAGGACCACAUUUAAAACAUGAAAAUAGAAACCAAUGUAUAAAUGUCAGGAAUUCAAAGACGACAGCAGUCAUAGAGCUUAACUCCAAUUAGAUCUCAGAAUUAUAACUUAGACAUAAAAUAAUUUACUUCUUCAACUAAUUUUAAAGAACAGAAUGAAGAUUUUAUUGAAUUACAGUUAUGAGAAAGAGCCAUUUUACAAGAGUUAAGGUCAAUAUAAAACAAAUAAAUACAAAUAACCAGAGAAUAGAAAAAGUUCCUCUUUAAAAGUCUUGAGUAUCAUAAAGUGAUACUUGUGUAAUAACGUACAGUAGGAAUGUAAUGAAAUGGUUAUAAUCUCAUUAGUCAUAUUACAAGAAUAAAAUAUAGUAAACAUACACACAAAAAUAAAUAAAUAUAUGUCAUUAUAAAUGAAUUUUCCUCUGACCUUGACCCUUAACUGUGGCCCUAAUAUUCUCUGUUAGAGCAGGAGGGAAAUGUUCUGAUAAUUCCCUGCCUUAAACGAUUAGUAUUCAGAAUGGACCAUGCCAGAAAACACAGAUUUUCAACUUGUCAUUAAAUUUUUACUGCCUUUCAUAUUCAGAUUGUGAGGUUUUUGGCUUUGUGCACACUGCCAGCCCAAAUCUCAUUUGAACAUUUCUGUCUGACGGCUUACGUUCUAUAUUUCACUUGAUCAGAUGUGAUCUGUAUGUCCUCGCUGACUUUCCUUAAUCCAUAUAGUUGCUAUCCACAAAGUAAAGACAAACCAAAUAAAAGGCUGGGGAAGUGAUUUUUGCUACUUUUGCAAACAGUUAUGUGGACCUGCGGUGUAAAUUUUCAACAAGUUCUAGUAAUACCCCAGAGAUGGAGGAUGGAUCAGGAUCAGUUUACUGCUCUUGGGCAAAUGUCUCUUACAGGAUGUCGGUACAGCAGGGUAAAUAGUCCAGGCAGGUUACCUGUAGUUGCCAUUACUCUGAUACAUGUAGUUGUUGUCUGUGUAACAUUGUAGAUAACAAAAGAAGGCUAUUCCAAAUAAUAUUUGAGCAACUAAGUAUUCAGAUUGAAAUGCAUCUGCUAAAGGUAUGUGGUUUAAAUCAAAUUUGGUAAGAAAAAUAAUCCCAUUUACUGUGAUGUCUGGCAGUUCAGACUGUCAAAACAAUCUGUCUAGAUACAAUUUAGAUAUGCUAUUAAUGCGAUUUGGAGUGGCUUAGAAAACAUAGCCUUAGACUGGGAAAAGCCGAUGCCACAAUUGUGGAGUCUGCCAUAAAUUUUCAUUUUUGCCCGCAGUUUACAAAUAUCCCUAAAUUUGCUGCAUUCAGCCUGAAUUGAUUUCUUUUAAUUUGAUAGAGUUAUUACCUCCUUCCCUGCAGACGCACUGUUAAGGAUUAUUUCUGAUUACGCUCAGAUUCAUCAGUUUGAAUAAUUACAUUUGGAUUAAAUAAUCUGGGAUUACCUUGAUCCUUCACUUUUGGCAGGUUGGGUUGAGUGUAUCAGUGUGAAAUGUAAAUAGUGACUUAAUUUAAACCAAGCUAAGAGAGGGAGGGAGUUGAUGGCAUUAUACUUUAUGGAAGAGAUUAUAAAGUCCUGGCCCACUAAUUCAUAAUCUGACAUGAUGAUUUGUUUAAGCAGCAGCACAAAUGAAGUAUUUUGAGGGAUUGAAGUUUAGGGAUUUUUUUUUUUGAACUGACAGAUUUAUUAAAAUGAUUUUCCUCCUGACACCCCGCAUCUCUGAAAUGAUUGCCUCCAGCCGUGCCACUUUCAGAAAAACCAAUCAGUUUGUUUUGUGGAUACUGUGUAUCCAGCAAUUAGUCUGUUGUAACAUACCAUGUUAGAUGCUCUCUUUUUUUUUUCUUUACACUUCUUUUAAGGGCAAUUUAGUUGACCUGUUAAUGUUCUUAGCAAGAAAACAAGGGUUUGAUACAAAAUAACUUUCAUUUUUCUAUGUCUUUUAUACGAAACAGGGAAAAACAAACUACACCCUCCACGUGUUAAUCUGUCUGUGCAACUAAUGCACAUAUCAAACAUGCAGUACAGUUGUGUUACAAUCAUGAAUCAGAGAGUCUGAACAAAGAACAGCGAAAGAGCUAAGAACAUUCUUUUUCAAUGUGUUCAUGCAUCCAAAGUGUCUUUGAGGCUCAGGAUGUCCUUUUUUUUAGUGGUGCUCAUCUUCACCUUCAUAUGUUUGCAAGCCACAGUUGACAUUGUUGCAUUGGCCGAUUGAUGCAAUAGACUUUAAUUGGUGUAAACGCUCAUCAGUGUGUCUAUGGUGCAGGGGGAGGUUUGUUUUCUGCAUCCAGUCUGGAUUUUUCAUGUACAUUUGAACAAACUGUGGAUCAAGGGGAGCUGGUGAUGCACUCUUAAGGACUUCUUUGUCACCAGAUUUUGGUACUAUGUAGCUUGCAGGCAACACCGCAUCAUCUGUCCUUGGUUUUUGGCAUCAUUUUUUUCAAUGCAUAUACUGUAUUAGUGGGAAACUGUUAUCCUGUCCACAAAUAUGCUUUUCCCCCCCAACUAGGCAUGGGUGUGCCACAAAACUGCACAUUUCUGUUAACAAAAAGUAGUGACUGUACCUUGUGCCUAUUUAAGUCCCAUCCCCUCCUGUACUCAUCCAAACUACUCUAAUGUCUUUUUCCUGUUCAGUCCCUCACUAGAUUUUCUACAAAAAAGGCCAUGUCUUUGUAAAUACACGUGUUGGAGCAGCUAUGACUAACUAAAAGAAGAAAAAAAAAGAUUUAAUAAAUAUUUCUUUG
Messenger RNA from Cololabis saira (Pacific saury), 6250 nucleotides. Its product is annotated as ephrin-A5b-like. The transcript is spliced from 5 exons. The coding region runs from base 697 to 1386 and encodes 229 amino acids. Gene Ontology annotation, molecular function: ephrin receptor binding. Gene Ontology annotation, cellular component: external side of plasma membrane; plasma membrane. The record is from RefSeq and is a predicted model, not a curated record. Gene Ontology annotation, biological process: regulation of cell-cell adhesion; axon guidance; regulation of actin cytoskeleton organization. NCBI's taxonomy places the organism in Eukaryota, Metazoa, Chordata, Actinopteri, Beloniformes, Belonidae.